AUGGCAGAAACAUUCUUGUUCAACAUCGCUGAGAGUGCUCUUUCCAAACUUUCAUCCCUUGCUGCUGAGCAGAUCAGUCUGGUUUGGAACAUCAGAUCUGAGGUGAGGAGGCUCCACAACACUCUCUCCACCAUCAAAGCGGUGAUCUUGGAUGCUGAAGAGCAACAGUUGAAGAAUCACGAGGUGCGGGACUGGCUCCAGAAGCUCAAGGAUGCUGUCUGCAACAUCGAUGAUUUGCUGGAUGACCUCACCAUACGAUCUCCUCUGCAGAGAGACAUAGAGAUCUUGAACAAGGUAACAGGAUUCUUUCCUGACUUGAAUUCUGUUGUAUUUAGAUUCAAGAUCGGUCAUAGAAUAAGAGGCCUGAGGCAAAAACUAGAUGAGAUUGCAGCUGAUAGGAGCAAGUUUCAUUUCACUGAGAAAACUCAUACUGUGAUAUUCAUGGAUAACAAUGUGAGAGAGCAAACCCACUCUUAUGUAAGAGCUUCAGACAUCAUUGGUAGGGAACGUGAUAAAGAAAGCACCGUACAGAUGCUCCUGAGCUCAAACAACAAUAAUGAUGAUGAUCAUCUUGAUGUUAUUCCUAUAGUUGGGAUCGGAGGUCUUGGAAAAACUACUGUUGUCAAGUUGGCAUAUAAUGAUGAACGAGUGAUUCAAAGGUUCGGUCUUCGAAUGUGGGUUUCUUCUUUCUCUGAACAUUUCACUCUAGGCAAAACUGUUGAGAAAAUCCUGAAAUCUGCCACUGGUGAGAGCUUCGGGCAUCUUGAUACGGACCAGAUGCAGCGUCGUCUGGCUGGUGUGUUGAAUGGCACGAGAUAUUUGCUCGUGUUGGAUGAUGUGUGGAACGUGGACCGGAUCAAGUGGAUGGAUUUGAGGGAGCUGCUGAUGAACUGCAGCUCAGGGAGUAAGAUCAUUGUCACGACUCGAAGCAAGGCUGUAGCCGUGGUUACGAGCACUAGAGAUGCUUAUGAUCUGACUGGCCUCUCGGAUGGUGACUGCCUGUCUUUGUUUCUAAAAUGUGCUUUUAGAGAAGGUGGUGAUCAGCCUCCCAAUCUCGUGGCAAUCGGGAGGGAGAUCGUGGGGAAGUGUGGAGGAGUUCCACUUGCUGUCAAGACGUUGGGGAGCUUGCUUUAUAUGAAUAGAGACGAGCACGAAUGGGUACGUAUCAGGAACAAUGAUAUAUGGGAGAUUGAUCAGCAGCAAAGUGACAUUCUGCCUAUUCUUAGGCUCAGUUAUGAGCAGUUGCCUUCCCAUUUGAGGCAGUGUUUCGCUUAUUGCUCCAUGUUGCCUAAGGGUGUUGAGAUUCCCAGAGAGACGUUCAUCAACCUUUGGAUCGCUCAAGGCUUUGUGCACUCAGACAACGCGGAUAGGCAGGUUGAGGAUGUUGGGAAUCACUACUUCAAUGAGUUGCUGUCAAGAUUUUGCUUUCAAGAAGUGGCGGAUGCAUUUGAUGGGGAGAUCAUAGCUUGUAAGAUCCACAACCUCGUCCACGAUCUUGCACAGUCCGUAGCUGGGGUCGAGUAUGGCAAGAAAGCCGUUUCUGAUAGGGUUCGUCAUAUUUUUCUCCAAGAUGAAGAUCAUCUGCCAGGAAAAGAAGAGUCUAAAGCAUUGCUCGGAUUGAGAAAUGUGAGGUCUUUUAGGUGUGCGUUCAAGGUUAGGUCUCCGGAUAAGGCCUUUAUCCGUGCCAUUGCAACGAGCUUCAAACUCCUACGCGUCUUGAUCUUGAUCUCACUGCAGCUCGAGGAGCUGCCAAGCUGUAUAGGCAACUUGAAGAGACUAAGGUAUCUCGACCUCAGCCAGAGCAGCAAUCUCACAUCUCUUCCAUCGUCAUUCUGCAAGCUGGUGAAUCUGCAGACGCUGAACCUCAUCAACUGCGAAAGCCUUCGAGAUCUGCCCAAAUAUCUCUUGCAUUUGAUCAACAUCAAAACUCUGUACCUAAGUUGCCAGAAGCUGUCUUUGGGAAAGAAAAGGUACCACAGCUUCAGCUCUCUAAAGUUCUCACUGCUCUACAACUGUGACUUUGUGCAGUUACCAUCAGGGCUUGAAAACCUCACUUGUAUCCGUGUACUACGUAUAUAUGACUGCCCGAGAUUAGCUACUCUUCCAGAUAGCAUCAAGCAUCUGGUUUCUCUAGAGAAGCUGUGGGUCUGGAACUGUGAAGAGCUCGAUUUUGGUGAAGGAGCCGGCGUUCAAGGGCUGACCCGCCUUGUGUCGUUGCUCUUGAUGGGGCUGCCCAAGUUGGCCAGUCUUCCAAUGGGGCUUACAAAGAAUGUCGGUAGAACACUCAAAUUUCUACGAAUCGCAAACUGCGUUGGUUUUACCGAACUGCCCUGA
Molecule: messenger RNA, 2334 nt
Organism: Salvia splendens (bonfire salvia)
Lineage: Eukaryota; Viridiplantae; Streptophyta; Magnoliopsida; Lamiales; Lamiaceae
Product: putative disease resistance protein RGA3
Exons: 1
Coding region: 1-2334 (777 amino acids)
Molecular function (GO): ADP binding
Source: RefSeq, a predicted model, not a curated record